AUGCACUUGAACCCACACUUGACUGGACGCAAUGGGUGUACUCACGAUGCACUGCUCAACAGUAGAUGUGUUUUGGUCUCACCAUAUUACUUUCACAUUAGUGAUUUCACUUCAUCGUUAGGCAAAGAUACAUCUAUUUCACCAAUCACAUCGUUAGGCAAAGAUACAUCUAUUUCACCAAUCACAUCGUUAGGCAAAGAUACAUCUAUUUCACCAAUCCCACAGUUAAGCAAAGAUACAUCUAUUUCACCAAUCACAUCGUUAGGCAAAGAUACAUCUAUUUCACCAAUCACAUCGUUAGGCAAAGAUACAUCUAUUUCACCAAUCAAAUCGUUAGGCAAAGAUACAUCUAUUUCACCAAUCACAUCGUUAGGCAAAGAUACAUCUAUUUCACCAAUCCCACAGUUAAGCAAAGAUACAUCUAUUUCACCAAUCACAUCGUCAGGCAAAGAUACAUCUAUUUCACCAAUCACAUCGUUAGGCAAAGAUACAUCUAUUUCACCAAUCACAUCGUUAGGCAAAGUUACAUCUAUUUCACCAAUCCCACAGUUAAGCAAAGAUACAUCUAUUUCACCAAUCACAUAG
Messenger RNA from Biomphalaria glabrata, 585 nucleotides. RefSeq names its product melanoma-associated antigen E1-like. Lineage: Eukaryota; Metazoa; Mollusca; Gastropoda; Planorbidae. The record is from RefSeq and is a predicted model, not a curated record. The coding region runs from base 1 to 585 and encodes 194 amino acids. The transcript has a single exon.